Ustilaginoidea virens is the source of this 3771-nucleotide messenger RNA. RefSeq lists its product as uncharacterized. The record is from RefSeq and is a predicted model, not a curated record. Gene Ontology annotation, cellular component: plasma membrane; cytoplasm. The transcript has 5 exons. Gene Ontology annotation, molecular function: protein binding. Gene Ontology annotation, biological process: endocytosis; endosomal transport. Lineage: Eukaryota; Fungi; Ascomycota; Sordariomycetes; Hypocreales; Clavicipitaceae. Bases 1 to 3771 code for a protein of 1256 amino acids.
AUGUCUGUCGACAUCAGCGCCGAAUCUUCUGCGCCUCCAAACCUCAACCUGAGUCCUGAGGAGAAACGAGUCUAUGGCCAACUUUUCCGUCAGGCCGAUACCGAAGGCGUUGGUGUUGUUACGGGCGAUGUUGCUGUCAAGUUUUUUGAAAAGACGAGACUCGACUCUCGUGUGCUAGGCGAGAUUUGGCAAAUUGCGGACAAUGAAAACCGCGGUUUCCUCACCCCCGCCGGCUUCGGAAUCGUGCUGCGCCUGAUUGGCCAUGCCCAGGCUGGACGAGAGCCUACCGCCGAGAUUGCUCUUCAACAGGGACCUAUACCCCGAUUCGAAGGCCUGUGGCCGCCUCCUCCUUCGCUGGCAUCGCCAAGCAGCAGUAAUACAGCGUCACUGCAAGCCCAAGCCACCGGCGGUGCCGUUCGUAUCCCUCCCUUGACACCCGACAAGGUUGCGCAAUACACUGGCCUGUUUGAACGUCAGCCUUUGCAGGCCAACAAGCUGCCAGGCGAGCAGGCCCGCAACAUAUUCGACAAGUCGGGUCUGCCCAACGAGACGUUGGGGAGAAUCUGGGCGUUGGCGGACACCGAACAGCGCGGCUCUCUUGUCCUUGCCGAAUUCGUCAUUGCCAUGCAUCUGCUCACGUCCGUCAAGACCGGGGCGCUCCGCACCCUGCCGACUGUGCUUCCAGCCGGCCUGUACGAGGCCGCUACGGGCAGGGUCGCCGCACCCAGGCAGUCACCAAGCGAUACUGGCAUGAGCCCCAUACCUAGGCCGCUGAGCGGCCAGACCCAAAUGCGAACAGGCAGCCCUCUAGGCCGCCCGCCCCCUGGUCCGCAGGCCGGCAGCGACUGGGCCGUGACGCCCGCGGACAAGGCCAAGUUUGACCACAUCUAUGCCACCAUUGACAAAACAAACAGGGGCUUCAUCACCGGAGAAGAAGCGGUCCCCUUUUUCAGCCAGUCCAACCUCUCCGAGGACGCCCUGGCUCAAAUAUGGGAUCUCGCCGACUUCAACAGCCAAGGACAGCUCAACCGAGAAGGAUUCGCUGUUGCCAUGUACCUGAUCCGGCAGCAGAGGAGCGGCAGUGGAGGACAGCUGCCGACUUCGCUGCCCGCGAACCUGGUCCCUCCCGGUGUGCGCAGCCAAAGGCAGGCCCAUCAUCAGCCCCCGUUUCCGCCUCCACCGGCACCGCGACCAGCGGCAGCGGCAGCGGCGCCUCAGCCCAAAUCAGCUUUGGACGACUUGUUCGGCCUGGAAUCAACUCUCCACUCUUCUUCCCCUGCGCCAGCACAAGCCGCAAUGACCACUGGCGGCUCAAACGCCAACGCCCCUUUUGCUGGAGCUUCUGCCGUGCUGCCCCCUUCGUCCCCCUUGCAAGCCACGGCGACUGGAACCGCCUUCAAACCCUUUGUUCCCUCGUCGUCCUUCGGGCGAGGACUGACGGGACCCUCCCAGGGAGACGCUCCCAAGCAGUCGCAAGACCUCUUGGAGGACAAUGAUCCAGAAGCCAGCAAGAAAAUCUCCGAGGAAACCACAGAGCUGGCCAACCUCUCGAAUCAAAUCUCGACGCUCUCGAGGCAGACGCAAGACGUCCAGAGCAAACGCAGCACGACUCAAAACGAGCUCAAUCAGACCAACCUGCAGAAGCAAAACUUUGAACAGCGGUUGGCGCAGCUGCGGGCCCUGUACGAGAAGGAAGCCGAAGACACGCAAUCCCUGGAGGAGCAGCUGAGGAAGUCCCGGGCCGAGACCCAGAAACUGCAGGCCGAGUGCAUGACCCUCGAGGGGACGUACAGGGAUGUGCAGGGUCAGCACCAGCAGGUCCUCGCGGCUCUCCAGGCGGACCAGCGGGAAAACAAAAACAUGAGGGAGCGCAUCCGCGUAGUCAACGGCGAGAUUGCCCAGCUCAAGCCCCAGGUCGAAAAGCUCAAGUCCGAGGCUCGCCAGCAGAAGGGUCUUGUGGCCAUCAACAAGAAGCAGCUGGCCACAACCGAGGGGGAGCGAGACAAGCUCAAGACGGAAGCGGAAGAGCUUGCAAAGAGCGGGGACGGCGUCUCGAGGCACGUCGACGGCAGCUCACCUGCGUCUGGGUUUGCUCAGCUUGCGAGUCCCGCGCUGUCCACCUCGAGUGCUAAUAACCCGUUCUUCAAGCGAUCCGCAAGUACCGACAUCAUGGGCGCCUUUGCAACCCCGCCACCGAGGUCUUUUACCGACAAGUCCUUUGACGACGUGUUUGGACCAUCUUUGGCGGGCCGCAGCAGCAACGCCAGCACGCCGGCCCCGGCGCCGCCUGCUUUCCAACAGCAGCAGCACACCGGAACAUCUGUGGCCAGUGCUGGCUCUUUCCCCAACAACACGGGAAGGUCCAGUCCCAACAUCAGCCGCCAGGGCGCCAUAGGCUUGGAGCCCCCCGCGCCCCCCGUGUCUAGGCAGAUUAGCUCCAGCUUUCUGCCCUUCCCUGACAAGGCCGAAUCCCUCUCCUCAUCUCGCCAAGUGUCCCCCCCUGCUUCCAGAGCUGACGGACCCUCAGCCGCCACCGCGGGGACCAGAGGCUUGGAUGGCGAGGAUGACGAUGAUAGGAGCGAGACGCCCGGCGCCACGCCCAUCAGCACCGGGGGAGCGCCUGCUGCCGCGCCAGUAACGGAGGGUGCGUCCAAGGUGGAGGAAGAGAAGCAAGAGGCGGCGGCUCCGAAGGCGGAUCCGUUUGGCGGCACCGAUCAGGCCAAGGCAAAGGCUGACUUUGACAACGCCUUUGCCGCCUUUGCCGCCUCGUCCAAAAAGAGCGAGAAGAAGUCGCCAAGCUUGGCACACGGCAAAGCCGAUGAUGCUUUCAACACCGAAUUUCCCCCCAUCUCGGAGCUGGAGCGUGAUGACGACUCCGACUCUGAUAGCGAGCACGGCGGGUUUGACGACGACUUUGCCCCAGCAUCUCCGCCGACCAAGGAGGCUAAAUUCAAGUCCCCCGAGGCCGUAUUUGCCAACGCAGCCCCAGCCCCAGCCCCGGCCCCAGCCCCGGCCGUGCCUGCCAAGGAGCCUGUAGAGGUCCCGAAAAAGAGCCCCGAACAGCCGUCUUCGCCUGCCACAGCCACGGACAAUUCGCAGCCCGCGUUGACUGCUGACGACAUCUUUGGAGCUGCGGCUCCCGCUCCCGCCGCUGCCGCCGCUGCCGCUGCUCCGCGUGCUGCUGCUUCAACAUCCGCCCAGGCUCCGUCCCAAACCAACACUGCUGCUGCUGCUGCUGCUGCUGCUGCUGCUGCUGCUGCCAAGGGCGUGUUUGACGACCUAGAUGACGACUUUGAGGGUCUCGAGGAAGCCAAGGAGGGCUCAGCUGACGACGACUUUGCCAACAUCUCGCGGGACGACUUCAACCCCGUGUUUGACAGCAGCCCCCCAGCCAGCCAGGCCAAGAGUGAGUCUACGGCGUUUGGCAAUGAAAGCACUUUCGACUUUGUGUCUCACAGCUCUGCAGCCGGAAGCACAGCCGCGACUCAGCAAAAGACUGCCGACUCUCACGACUGGGAUGCCAUCUUUGCCGGCCUAGAUGAGCCGACCAACGUCACGCCUCCCGGUAUCGCGGAGGGAAGCAGCGCGGACAAGAAGGGUGAGCGGCCGCCACCCCCGGGCCGAGCGCUGACUGAGCAGGGGGAGCACGACGACCCCAUCUUGAAGAGCCUGACCAGCAUGGGGUAUCCCCGUCCUGAUGCGGUGUCUGCUCUGGAAAAGUAUGACUAUAAUCUAGAAAAGGCCGCCAACUAUCUUGCAAGCAAGUCGUAA